Molecule: messenger RNA, 891 nt
Organism: Paraphaeosphaeria sporulosa
Lineage: Eukaryota; Fungi; Ascomycota; Dothideomycetes; Pleosporales; Didymosphaeriaceae
Exons: 1
Coding region: 139-600 (153 amino acids)
Source: RefSeq, a predicted model, not a curated record
AUUGCAAUUUGAUAGGCGAGAAUUCUCGUGUUUCGAGCUGUUCCAAUCUUUCUUUUUGCCGAACAUCAGUAUGGGCGAUCAUGCUCUGGGGCUCGCAUUGGAGCCGCGAAGCGUCUGAAGGUACCGGUCCAGAGCAAGAUGUUCUUGGAAGCGCAACAAGGCAUGCGAGCAUCGCCUUGUGUUCUAAUUCCGGGGUUCUUGCGCCGGCAUGUCGAAGAAAGCAGCGCGCGAAGCAAAGAGUGUUUCUGUAACACCUUUAGGUACCAAUCAGAUCGUCCCAACGGUCUUAUCUCUGCAACACCACUCAGUGCCGUCGCAUGCGCUCUAGAGGCUUGGAACCAGAACACUAGGAGUUGGAAUGUCUUCCUUGGAGCUCCAGCUGGAAAGACGUUCGGGAAUCCGCGGAAACCAAAGAGCUGGCGCAUCUCCGCGAUACUCAAAUCAUCGCAUGGGUACGUCCUAGAGGAUUGGAGAGAAGAUACUAAGCGAUAUGUCUCUUCGAAUCAUGGCUGUAUUGGGUACCGAAUCUCCUCGGAAACCUCUGCCGCAGCGAAAUCGGACCAUCUUUGGGCACGGAAGAGCUUGAACGUUGUCUUAUAAACCUUUCCACAAGUGUCAUUGUUGCUGCCCAUCCAGAACGCCAUCCGGCUCUGCUAACCUAAUCACCGGCUGUCUUAGCAUGGCAGUGUCCAGGUCACCGUGUCCUCUCUCUGCAACCGUCUCUUUGCGAGGCCUGGCCAUGGUACUAAGCAUUGUCGCACUUCCCGCGGAGAAGGACAAAAGUAUGGUGCAACUGAGAACGCUGCCUGAGCCUGAAAUUCCUAGGCUGCAUCAGUAUUGCCAUACUUGCAUGAGGCAGUCUCAUGCAAGCCUGUCAAGGUGGAGUUGUGU